CCCUUCUGCUGCUGAUCACUUACAAUCUGACAACACUUCCAAUCUACCCAGAACAACCCCUGUCUCCAGCAGAGAGUGUCACCUCCUGCCUUGGGACCUUCAAGCUCUGCUUCGCUGGAGUUCACUCUGCCUGCAGGAUCACAUUGCAAGGCUUUGCCUCUUCUCCACCUUGCCUGGGGAUAAAUCUGUCUGCGAAAUCUCAGACAGUCAAAUUCCAUCCUGUCUCUUUCAUCAGGAAUUUUCGUAGGAGCUGUGCUGGGAACCUACGAUGAUACACCAAGCUAUUGUGCAGCCACCUGUCAACACUUUGGACGGGCAUUUCUUCAGGUCAUGACCUCUGGAAUUAAGAAAUUCUUCAAGAUAAUGUUGAGUAUGAUCCAAGAGAAAAUGUGAUUUGAGUCUGGAGUCAACUGUGCAUAUUACCCUAGUACUAAAAAUCCAGGAUAGCUGAUAGAAGAGAGCACAUUAUUUGGAAGAUUGCUACAAUUAACAGGAGAAAUUGCUCCCAAGUGAGCCUGGCAAGAGUGUGUGAUUCACACAGCGUAUUUCAUUUGGCCUCCAAUGAUGGAGAGAAAGUACAUACUGUGUUUUCUAUUUCUCUUGCCCUUUUUAAUGACUCUAGUUACAGCAGAACCAGAAGAAGAAGAAGAAGAAGAAGAAGAAGACCCUGAUGACUUAAUUCAGUUGGGGGUUACUAGGAAUAAAAUCAUGACUGCACAAUACGAAUGUUACCAAAAAAUUAUGCAGGACCCUAUUCAACAAACAGAAGGGCUUUACUGCAACAGGACCUGGGAUGGAUGGCUGUGCUGGAAUGAUGUUGCAGCCGGAACAGAAUCAAUGCAACACUGCCCUGAUUACUUCCAGGACUUUGAUCCUUCAGAAAAAGUUACAAAGAUAUGUGAUCAAGAUGGAAACUGGUUUAGACACCCAGCAAGCAACAGAACUUGGACAAAUUAUACCCAGUGUAAUAUUAAUACACAUGAGAAAGUGAAGACUGCCCUGAAUUUGUUUUACCUGACAAUAAUUGGACAUGGUUUAUCUAUUGCAUCACUGCUCAUCUCCCUAGGCAUAUUCUUCUAUUUCAAGAGCCUCGGAUGCCAGAGGAUUACCUUGCACAAAAAUCUUUUCUUCUCUUUUGUUUGUAACUCUGUUGUAACAAUCAUCCACCUCACUGCAGUUGCCAACAACCAGGCCUUAGUGGCCACCAAUCCGGUGAGUUGUAAAGUGUCUCAGUUUAUUCACCUUUACCUAAUGGGCUGCAAUUACUUCUGGAUGCUCUGUGAAGGGAUUUACCUGCACACACUCAUCGUUGUGGCUGUGUUUGCUGAGAAGCAACACUUAAUGUGGUAUUAUUUUCUUGGCUGGGGAUUUCCACUGAUUCCUGCUUGCAUCCAUGCCAUUGCCAGAAGCUUAUAUUACAAUGACAAUUGCUGGAUCAGUUCUGAUACCCAUCUCCUCUAUAUUAUCCAUGGUCCUAUUUGUGCUGCUUUACUGGUGAACCUUUUCUUCUUAUUAAAUAUCGUACGUGUUCUCAUCACCAAGUUGAAAGUUACCCACCAAGCCGAAUCCAAUCUCUACAUGAAAGCUGUGAGAGCUACGCUCAUUCUUGUGCCACUGCUUGGCAUUGAGUUUGUGCUGAUUCCAUGGCGACCUGAAGGUCGAAUUGCAGAGGAAGUGUAUGACUACAUCAUGCACAUUCUUAUGCACUACCAGGGUCUUUUGGUUUCUACAAUUUUCUGCUUUUUUAAUGGAGAGGUUCAAGCAAUUCUGAGAAGAAACUGGAAUCAAUACAAAAUCCAGUUUGGAAACAGCUUUUCCCACCCAGAUGCUCUCCGUAGUGCAUCUUACACAGUGUCCACAAUCAGUGAAGUCCCAGGCUAUAGUCACGACUGUCCUACUGAACACUUAAAUGGUAAAGGCUUCCAGGAUAUUGAAAACGUCGUCUUAAAGCAAGAGAAGCUAUAUGACUUAGUUAUAUGAACACAGAGGGAUCAUUGCCAGGUUUGUGCCACUCUUACUUACUACAGGACUUAGAAGCAUGAUUUUCCAGCCAGAAGAUUUCAGUAUUAAAUGAAUUCCUUGAGAUACCAUGAAGGAAGCUCUCCCAUUAAACGAUGAUUCUGUGGAUAAAAUAUUAAGCAACAAUCACUGUGUGAAUAGAAAGGCCCUGACUUACAUUUGCUAGUAAAUAACUAGACUGUGGUUGAUUUAAAACCUGACAUCACUGAAUGUGAAAUUGGGUGGAGGGAGUUAAAGACAAUCAACUUGUAAGCUGAUGUGGGUCAGCUCUAGCUUAUCACUGCAUGAUGUCACAGAUGAAAGACUAUGCAAGUUCAUAUAUGCACUGGGUAUAACUCUACUCCUGUCCCCUCAGGACAACUAGCUAAAUCUUAUAUACACAAAAAGAAAAGUCUCAAGCUUUUCUCCCAUUUAAGGUGCAGUUCUUUGGUUGAAUACACAUACAUACACAUAAACACAAACAUAUAUACUUUAUCACUGGACCACUUUUGGUAGUAUCCUCUCACAUUUACUAAGGCAUUAAUUCUACCAUAGGCUAACCAUGUGUUGAUAGAUCACAGCUACAUCCCGAGACAUACCAUUUUUGAGAUCUAAUAAAUAGGAUGUACUAUAUGCAAUCCUACUUCUGUAUGCUUAGGAGAUAUCCUAAUAUUACAACAUGCCUUGUCCAGAGCUACUUCCCUACCUUACUAUACAAGUUGGAGGGAAUUUCCCUGUAUCUGUAAAUACCCUUCCAUUUCUACUAUGUAGACAACUUAGUUAUAAUUUUACAUGAAGGAAAUCAAUGAAGGAUUUCAUAUUACCUUGGACAUUUAUACAAAAUGAUUGCUGUGAGCUUGUAAAUACUCCACUGGUUUAUUUCUAAGUGUUAAAUCACAUAUAGACAACCAAGGUAAUUCAUUGCUUUAAAGCAGAUAAAUACUACAAUGAUGGAAAAAUGUUAUACCUGAUACUGUGUCUGGGCAGAUUUUACAACAUAGAAUCUGGAAUUCUAUAUUUGGUAAAUAUUUUAAGGACAACCAGAUGCCAGCAUCAGAAGUUAGUAUAGAAAUUUAAAAACUAGAAAUUUCUGCGGUGAGAAAUAAAAUAUUUAUUUAAAAGUGUAUGGCUGUUAUUUUGACUCAUCAUCUUUGAAGAGUCAUACCUUUCUCCUUCCAUUUUGAUAAUGAGCUCAAUCAAAUCUAGAAAAAUUUUCACAACUACUGUAAUAAAUGCCAAUGUGUUACCCUUUCUUAUUUUACUCCAUUAGAAUAUCAUUUUGUUGACUUUUACUAUUGAUGAUACAUGCAUUGGCAGCAUCUCACAUUACUAAAGGAAAAAACAACAAAGCAAUGCAAUACACAUGCUAUAAAAUGUUUCAAUGUUUAAUGUACUACUGUAUAUGAUAUUACACACCACUAAAGGACUUGAAUGAUUCAUUGAGGAAGAAUCAUCAGACAUUUAUUGGGUAAUUAAAUUAAGGUGGAAGAGAGCCUCUCUAAUCAAAGAAAGUGACACUUAAGGGAUUCAGUUAUUUGAUUAUUACUUUCUACUGGAAUGUUUGAAGAACAAGAAUAACUUCAACUAAUUAAAGUAAGUUUGGGGAGAAAUCAUGUAAAUGGAUUAGAGAUUUGACAUUAUAAAUCAUUCCCCAAACCUUUAGUAGAUAAUGAGUUCAAACUUUAUUUAAAAUUGUCAGAUCAAUGGGAAUGGGAAUAUUAAAUGGCCUAAUAAAAACACUUGUUAUUUAUCUUUACAUGUAAAGGUAUCAUUACAUUAGUAUAAAAUUUAUGGAUUUCAUAGCAAAUUAUGACAAAAAAGGAACACAGGUUGUUCUCACUUUUUAACUGCCUAAAUUAUGCUACAAAUUUUCUUACUAAAAUCUAAAUUUAGUUAUUUAUUACUCAGAAAUACAUAAUUCAUAUUCUUUACUGACAAUGUUCAUAUAUAGUUCAGCUGAUACCCUAGACCAACUGUCAACUUCUAGCCAUAAAUGACAGUAGGAAAUGUUGAAUUACAAGAGAACAUGUAUUUUUGUUGUGUUUUAAUCCUGUUAAGUGCAAUUAUUUCUCAUUUUGUCAAGGUUUGUCUGCUGUACCACUUUCAGUUAUAACAGACUGUGAUUAAACAGUAUUAAUUUUGUACCCAUAUAUUUUUAAGGAAUAAUAUUUUUGAAUGUUAAACUUCUUUACAUCUAAGGAGCUAAUUGUGAUCUUUCUGUAUUACAUGUGAAGAAAACUGAUCUGAUACUUUUGUAAAGCAAUCUUGUUUAGUAUCUAAAAUCUAAAUUUUUGGAAUGCCUAGCUUUUAAAAUUGUAGAUCUGCCAUUUUUCUGGAAUUACUUGUGAAAGUCACAUUUUAAUUUUCUAAAAACUUCUGUCAUUUUUUAAAGCUUACUUUCUAGUGGAUAAAUUCAUAAAAUAUUCAUUUUAGAAUUUAGUGUUUGUUCAACUGUAAUCCAGUGUACAUAGACUUAGGAGCAGCUGUAGUGCUGUAUUUAUUGCUUAUGAGUGUUAAUGUGAAUUUAUUUUAAUAAUCUCCUGACUUUAAUCUGCUAAUAGAAACAGCUGUAAAACAUAUACAAGAUAUUCUAAUUAAUUAAAAUAACUCAUGUUUUACAUAUCUAAAACGUCUCUGUUUUGAUUUUAUAAAAAUAGAAAAAGUAUAAGUUUAUGUCAUUUUAUCUUCCUAUCUACUUAAAUAUUAAAUGAUCCAUUUAUGUUUAAAAUACAACAGUGAAGUGGUUCUUG
This is a messenger RNA of Perognathus longimembris pacificus (Pacific pocket mouse), 4748 nucleotides long. It is a transcript of the gene Calcrl, whose product is annotated as calcitonin receptor like receptor. Gene Ontology annotation, molecular function: adrenomedullin receptor activity; calcitonin gene-related peptide receptor activity; calcitonin receptor activity. Gene Ontology annotation, cellular component: plasma membrane. Gene Ontology annotation, biological process: adenylate cyclase-activating G protein-coupled receptor signaling pathway; angiogenesis; cell surface receptor signaling pathway. The transcript is spliced from 16 exons. Lineage: Eukaryota; Metazoa; Chordata; Mammalia; Rodentia; Heteromyidae. Bases 562 to 1980 code for a protein of 472 amino acids. The record is from RefSeq and is a predicted model, not a curated record.